AGUCUCCGGAAGUGGUGCUGGGCGUUCUUUAUUUGGAAGAUGGCGGCGAUGUUUACGUGUUGCCUGAAUUGCUGCGGAGAUGGAGGAUCUGGACAUAUCCAACUUAAAGAAAUGCCCACGGUUCAGUUAGACACUCAUCGCAUGGGCACAGAUGUUGUCAUAGUGAAGAGUGGCCGGAGGAUUUGUGGCACUGGAGCGUGUCUGGCCAACGCUCCUCUCCACCAGAACAAAAGUUAUUUUGAAUUCAAGAUCCAGUCCACUGGUGUGUGGGGAGUAGGCGUGGCCACGCAAAAAGCCAAUCUCAAUCAAGUGCCUUUAGGCAGAGACCUCAACAGCCUCGUCUUGAGACACGAUGGCUGUGUGGUUUACAACGGUGAAGAGAAGAACCGCCUGCCUGCCAACAACCUUCCUCAGGAGGGCGACAUUGUGGGCAUCACAUAUGAUCAUGUGGAGAUGAACUUGUAUCUGAAUGGAAAGGACAUGCAUUGUCCCGCAUCGGGGAUAAGAGGCACAGUGUACCCCAUCGUUUACGUGGAUGACAGUGCCAUCUUAGACUGCCAGUUCAGUGACUUCUACCACACGGCUCCUCAAGGAUUCGAGAAGAUCCUUUUUGAACAACAAAUCUUCUAAAUCAGCACCUUUCUCGUACUCGUCCUCGUCUUUGCAUCCUGUAUCAUAUAUAAUGUUUUGAUUGUAAUUGGUGGAUUAUCUCUGACCGAUCCCUCCCCGUCUCUCCCGAAUGAUCAUUCAAGGAUGUCGAUUUGUUAUGGUUACUCACAUAUUCAAAGGCUUUUAAUAGUGGGGAGAAUGAUCCAGUCAGUAUUUUCAUGAUCAGUUGUAUCACUUCAACUAAAGCCUCCUCAUUGUCCAUUCUAGACUCCUAAGAGUGGAUGCUUCAAGGAUCGGAAGCCAUUUCUGGGGAUAUUUCUUUAUAAUUUGUAAUGGUUUAAAAAUGCCUGCACUGACCUGUAAUUAUAUUUAUUUUAUUCACAUAUCAAACUUCAAAUGAUCUCUUUUUUUUUAAUGGCUUGAUCGCUUUUGUGUUGUCUGAAUUCAUGAGGUUCAUCAUUGAAACCUUGAGGAUGGCAAUUUGUUUUUUUUGUUUUUUUGCUGUGUUUGGAACUGACAGAAAAAACAUUAAAAUUGGAAUGACAAGUCAUUUCUCCAGACACCUCCUGAGCCCCUCCUCCUUAGAUGUAUAUGUUGAAAUCUUUUAUGACGUAUUUAUUCUUCAACAUGAAUAUUAUCAGAAGUUGUGACGCUUGGCUCUGAUAAUGAAAUGCUGUGUGGUUCAUAUUGUUGGAGGUUUGCUGCUAACGUUUCCAGCUAUGUACUUGUCUUUGUUUGCACUAACCAUGUGAUUGAUUGUACAAGCAAAUCCAAAUACUGUUGUUGAUUAAACAUUUGUCUGCAGGAA
Messenger RNA from Syngnathus acus (greater pipefish), 1417 nucleotides. It is a transcript of the gene spryd7b, whose product is annotated as SPRY domain containing 7b. The record is from RefSeq and is a predicted model, not a curated record. NCBI's taxonomy places the organism in Eukaryota, Metazoa, Chordata, Actinopteri, Syngnathiformes, Syngnathidae. Gene Ontology annotation, molecular function: protein binding. Bases 40 to 630 code for a protein of 196 amino acids. The transcript has 5 exons.